AUGAAAUUUGAAAGUUUACCAAAUGACAUAUUCUUGCAUUGUUUUGAAUAUCUCAAUGCUCCAGACAUAUUCUACGCAUUCGAACAAUUAAAUCCUCGAUUUUAUCGAUUAAUUCGAACGAUUUCAUUACGUCUCAAUUUUGAAGAUAUUAACAAAUCAAUCUUUGAUCGAUUUUGUGAGAAAAUGUUAGAUUAUACAGAAAUUCAACAACAAAUCUAUUCAUUAAAACUAUCAAAUGAACAAGCAUAUUGUCAAAUUCAAGCAUUCUUCACGUACUUCUCAUUGGUUGAAUUCACUCGACUUCGAUCAUUAACUUUAAUUGAGGUCAAACAAAAUGAUAUAGAACAAUUAUCAUCAACAUUACCAUUACUCUCGCAAUUAAUAUGUCUUCGAUUGAUUCCUUCUCUAUCGGUUUUAGAUACACUCCUCCAUAAACUUCCAAAAUGCAAACCAAACAUAUUGUCAACAUCGUCAAUAAGUUCUACAUUAUCAUCUCAAGAAAUCAUACCACUUACAAAGUUGUCCGUAAAGUUUGGCAUGAUGAAUCACAUAUAUCAAAUGUUACUACAUAUGCCAUUAUUAGAAUAUCUAAAUAUUUCAAGAGGUCUUCAAUUUGAUUCAGUAUCAACUACUGACAUAGGUCAUCUUCAUGGUCGUGUUAAUCAUCUAAAAUAUCUAAAUGUAUCUAAUUGUAUGGUUAACACGGACAAUUUGAUGGAUGUCAUUGCAUAUAUGAUCAACUUGCGAAGUUUAACAGUCUCUGUAUAUGAAAAUUCCGAUAUAAUCGAUGCUUCUCGUUGGAAACACCUAAUCACAUCUUCAUUACCACAUUUAACUGUGUUUCGAUUUAGAUUUGGUACUUUUGAUCGAAAUGAGAUAAUUAGAAAGUAUGAAGAUUUUCAAACGAAUUUUUGGAUCAAAGAACAUCAAUGGUAUACAGAAUGUUUAUUAGGAGACCAAAUUUUAUCACAAAUUUUCACAAUUCCUUAUCUGAAUGACACAAGAUCGAUGUGGUUAAAAUACGUUCGACACUUUAAUACACGAAUUGAUCAUUCAAAGACGUUCGAUAAUGUUACAGAUUUACAUUUACCAGGUGAAGAACUGUUGACAUCAAAUGGCUUUUAUUUUCCUAAUAUUCGAUCGUUGGUUAUUCAUUCUUUACCUGUAUUUGCUAAUGAAAAAAUUCCAUUAUGUUCUCAAACAACAAGACCAACAAUUUCGUUAGAAAUUCUUAAAGAAGCACCAAACUUAUCAUCCCUCAAUAUUUACAAUUGUGCCAUAGAUAUAUUGAACACUAAUAAGGAAAUAUGUCGAUAUACCAGUGAAAUGAUAAAAAAAUUACAGUUCUGUGUAUAUUCUCAGCCAAAUCCAUGUCAAAAACCGCAUGACGUGAGUUCAAUUCACAAAGUAUUUCCAAAUGUUGAACAAAUGACUUGUCCUAAGACCCAACCAGAUACAUGUUUAUUCUUAUUAAAUAAUUUACCUAAAUUAUCAACAUUGACUAUUCAUUUUUAUCAGUCGGAGAAUGACAGUUCUUUCAGCAAAGUGAAAGAAGAAUUAUCAAAAUUAAAGAAUAUAUUUUUUUAUGAGGAAAUACUACGCGCUAAACAACACGUAAAAUUAAUGGCAUUUGGUUUUUGGGUUGGUCGUGGUGAUAUAACUACAUAA
Messenger RNA from Rotaria sp. Silwood1, 1668 nucleotides. The record is from the annotation of a GenBank genome assembly. NCBI's taxonomy places the organism in Eukaryota, Metazoa, Rotifera, Eurotatoria, Philodinida, Philodinidae.